GUGUCGGCUUCGAACAUGGCAUCCAGAUUAGAGAUCAAUUUCGUCCGGUUAUUGUCCCGCUGUGAGUCGAUAGCGUCGGAGAAGCGGGUGGAGACGGAGUGGAGGCUGGAGAAGUAUGUCGGCGCCCUGGAGGAGAUGUUGGUGGCUCUGAGGAAAAGCCCGAGCAAACCGACGCCAGAGGUCCUGACUGAAUACACGAGAAAAGUAGAUUUUCUGAAAGGACUUCUCGAGGCAGAGAAACUGUCUUCAGCGACAGAAAAAGCUUUAGCCAACCAGUUCCUCGCUCCCGGACGAACGCCCACGAUAGCCAACGAGAGGAUGCCGGCAACUAAGACGGUCCACAUGCAGACGAAGGCCAGAUGUACGGGAGAGAUGAGGGACGAGCUGCUGGGGACGGGAUCAUCAGACAAAGGAACAUCGGACCUGAGAAACAGAAGAUGUGUGCCUCUGGAUGAGCGUCAGUCGGCCGCCGAGCUGGACGCCGUCCUGCAGCAUCACCACAACCUGCAGGAGAAGCUGGCCGAGGACAUGCUGAACCUGGCCCGGAACCUGAAGAGCAACAGUCUGGCAGCGCAGAACAUCAUCAAGCAGGACAACCAGACUCUGAGCCAGUCGAUGCGUCAGGCCGACAUGAACUUCGAGAAGCUGAAGACGGAGUCGGAGCGGCUGGAGCAGCACACCAAGAAGUCCGUCAACUGGCUGCUGUGGCUGAUGCUCAUCCUGGUCUCCUUCACCUUCAUCAGCAUGAUCCUCUUCAUCAGAAUCUUCCCCCGACUCAGAUGAUGGCGGCGGCCCAAACCCCCCGAACUGUUCGUCCGACGGCCCGCUGCGUCCGCCGCGGCAGUGGCCUCGCGGGCCUCCGUAGAUCAGCAGCGUCCAGAUCAGUAGCGGUCAGAACCAAAACGGCUCAGUUCGACCAAACGUUUGCACUUUUUGAAGCUGACACUCUGAUGCGAGUUGGGUUUGAAGCAUCAGCGUUCCUUUUGUUAGACAGCAGGACACGAUUGGAGGUGGAAGAGUCUUAAUACGCAGACGACAGCCUUAAUUAUCUUCAUCCUCUUCAGGUCGGUUUGCACUUUGUCAGAAGAGUCCCAGAGUCGUCUUUCUUUAGCACGUUUAUGUCCACCGGGUCUGAUCAGACAGCAGCCGUCCACCACCAGACCCAGUUCUGAUUAUUUCAACAGUGAAUCCAGGUUUAAAAUCAACAUUUCUACGACUUUAAAGAUUCAAAUUUUACCUGCAGACAAAUUAAAAGCAGCUCAGACAGAAUUCAUGUUUCUGCUGAAUUGUCUGGAUUGUGAGACUUUAGAUUUGUUUGACCUUAAAGAAAAAAAAUCAGAUUUUCCGGAUUCGAUAUCUCCAGAACUGUAACAUUAAAUUAGUUUUGGAUGCAGACGUGUUAGUUUUCUGUCCAUAAAAGUGAUUUAAUGGCUCCAGCAGAGGCCACAUUUUUAAUUAUCGGCUCUUAAAAAGUUCAACAUUUUCAAAUGAAGCUGCUUUUGUGACCCCAGAAAGCUCCUGUGUAUGUGGAUGUGUUCAUAUUUCCAGUCUUUGGUCGACGUUUCUCCAACUUUUAGGACGUCUACCAUCAGUGGAGGCUGAUGUGAGGCAGGACGAGGCGACUGGAUGUGCUAAAGUACAGGAUGAGCUGGUUUAACACCAUCUGAACGUUUAGUAAACGGUUUGUUUCGCUCUGUAAUGUCGCUGUAAGCAGAUAUUUUUGAAGCGUUUGUUAAUGAAUACUGUCAUGGAGGAGCUCAUAACUACAUGAUAUCUGCUCGUAGCUGCACCAGAGUGUGUUUUAACCCCUUAAUGACGUGUUCAGGGUGUUAAAGUGUCACUAGCACGAAGCAAUACGACAAAUACUUGAUUUCAUUUUCCUGCCUGUGGAGGUUUGGAACCAUCCUCUGUCGGGUUUUGUCCUCGGUUCUGUGAAGAUGUUUGUAGAAGUGAAGCAGCUGCUGUUCAGUGUCUGUCAUGUUCAUUCCUGUUUCAGAUUCAUCAUCACGACGUGUAGAGAGAGAGCUGUGUGUCUGUAACGUCACCGCAGAGUCAGAAGAAUUAAAGUAUUUCAAUUUAC
Stegastes partitus (bicolor damselfish) is the source of this 2080-nucleotide messenger RNA. It is a transcript of the gene use1, whose product is annotated as unconventional SNARE in the ER 1 homolog (S. cerevisiae). Gene Ontology annotation, biological process: retrograde vesicle-mediated transport, Golgi to endoplasmic reticulum. The record is from RefSeq and is a predicted model, not a curated record. Gene Ontology annotation, cellular component: SNARE complex; endoplasmic reticulum. NCBI's taxonomy places the organism in Eukaryota, Metazoa, Chordata, Actinopteri, Pomacentridae. Bases 16 to 783 code for a protein of 255 amino acids. The transcript is spliced from 8 exons. Gene Ontology annotation, molecular function: SNAP receptor activity.